Molecule: messenger RNA, 1050 nt
Organism: Varanus komodoensis (Komodo dragon)
Lineage: Eukaryota; Metazoa; Chordata; Lepidosauria; Squamata; Varanidae
Product: transmembrane channel-like protein 5
Exons: 9
Coding region: 145-852 (235 amino acids)
Source: RefSeq, a predicted model, not a curated record
GGACGAGCGGGACGACCUGAGCGCAGCCAGCGCGCCCGCCGUGCCGGAUCCGCCGCCUGCGCAUCCCGGGGCGAAGAGAAGGUAAACAGCCCAUGUGACUAGGAAAUAGCUCUUCUGGAAGAGAGGCGAGGAUUUGAAGCCAUCAUGUCUUUUUACUACAAUGAAGCCUUUGAAAACCCGGACUAUCACUCCUCUGAAACCCUGGUGGUUGACAGAACACGACCUUCUCUGAGCAGCACUUUCCCCCAACAUAACCCUUACGAUUCCUAUGAAGAAUAUGGCGUGGAAGGAAGACAAGGGCAGAUUCCACCAGGGGAAAUCCCUAUGCAGUCAAUGUGGACUCAGUCUGAUGCUGAAUACAGUCCAAGGGAUUUGGCAUUCAGGAUUCCCCAUUCAAAUCCAUAUGGAAAUGCACAGAUCAAUCCUUCAUUUGAAUAUGAACCGGAAUUUGCACAGACGCUGCCCACUGCCAGGAGUGCUUUGAAUGAUGAUUACGCACACAGACCUUUUGAUGCAGAUGAUGGAGCUAAUUUCAUUCAGAGAGAAAACAGGCAAGAUACUGAUACGGUUUUCAUGACAGAUUCCAGUCAACCUCAGUUGCACCCAGGAUAUAAUGAAGACAGGAAAAAAGAUGAAAAAUUAAUCAAUGAUCUUGCUGUCAUGUCCACCCGUGAAAGGAUUAAAACUAUCAAGAAGAUUCCAAAGCCCAUGAGAGAAAAAAGAGAGAUCAGGAAUAAUGCUAUUAAGGAAAGAACAAGAAAGUCCCGCAGACACGACGCUCAAAUGAACAGUUGCGCUCAGUGCUUCUACAACACUGCUUUGCUCUACCAUAUCCCUUUUUCGCUGCAGUGACUAGACCGGCACACAAUCUGCUAAGUGUGUUCACACCACAGGUUUGUAAAAGGACAGUGUGACAUCGGUAGUUAUAUUUCAGUGCCUUUCCUAAUUGUGCUUACCCCAGAGUUUGCCCUUUUCAAAGCAGCCGCGGACCGGUUUGACAUUUUCAUCAAGCUUUCUACCACCCGCUGACGAGCCCUUUCUUGGUCAGUU